AUGAACGAAUCUGUCGCCGGCCCGACAAACACUUCCGACGGGUCCAACGCCGAGGAGGCCCGUAGCCAAUCUGGCACCAAACCCGCCGCCAUCAAGGAUAAGCAGUGCCAGUACUGCCACCAGAACUUCACCUCCUCCUCCCUCGGCCGCCACCUCGACCAGUACCUGUUCAAGAAGAAACCAGACGGUGUGCAUGAUGUCGAGGAGAUACGCCGUCUGCGCAGCGGCAUCACACGGCGAACAACACGUAACUCCAGUAAGCGCGAAAGCCCAGAUGUCGCUUCUAUGUCGACUACUCCGGGAAAGGCUGCUUCCAUCGAGUCAAGGAGUGAGAGUGGCCCGCAAUUGAAUGGCAAGUCGAGCAGAACCGGGUUCCAAGUGUUGCUUAAUCAACCCACCUGGCAUUCCACGGGUGUGAUCAAUGAUAUUCCGAAUACCGCUCAAAUAUCACAGCUGCGAGUGCCAACGACGGGUAUCGACUAUUCCAUACGGCCAUCGGAUAAGUCUACUCCAGAAACGACCAGAGCUUUAGAGCUGGCGCUGAGGGAAGUGUUGGAUAAUGUGAGGGCAGCAGUUUCUAGGACCGAAUCACGAGUAAAUCCCUUUGACUUCGACCUCCAACGUCAGACGUUUCCGGCCCUUUGUCUCCAAAUUCUUCCCCCACCUCCUAGUCUUUUUUCCACCCAUCCAUUCGCGACCCCCACUUCUUUCCCCCUCGAUCCUCCCGGAUUUGACAGGGGGGACAUUUUAAAACAGGCUCUACUAGUUCAGAUACAACAAUGGAAGUCCGAUCAGCUAUCUGUGGCAGCUUCAGCUGCUACACAUCAAGGAACUGGUGGUCCUAAUACUGUACAUCCAUCGACACUGGACCCGGAAAUGAUCGAGAGGUCUGCCCAGCAACACGAAGAGAUGGCUGUCAGACAUCUCGAACUAUCGUUGAACCAUUGGAUGUCCACUUCCCCGAAUGAUCGAGUUAAUAUCUGGCAAAGGGAGAUUACCCGUGCGUUUGCACGGGAGAAGGAGAAACGGCAGGAAAUUGAGAAGCAGUUAUUACGGACGCAGCAAGAGGCGAACCAGCUACGGGGACAAAUCGAACGAUUGGAAAAUUGCCAGUGGCCCCGAGAAUUUUCCAUAUUUCCCCCAGAUAUGCUCCCGAUUUCACACGCUGUGUCCAGAGAGCUAGCUGAGGACAGCAAAGUGAUCGGAAUCGAGUCUUCUCGGUGGGACUAUGACAAUAUAGUGGCGAAAUGGAAAAGAGUGGUAAUGCAUGAUAAGAGCAUGGGUAGAGCUGGCUCGGGGGUGGCUACAAGCAUAUUCUCGGAUAAUAGCAACUCGCUGCACAGCAAUAAUAACAGCGACAACGGAAGCAUCCUAAGCCUCAAUAACAACCGGAAUGCAUCGAACAGCGGGGGUUUUCACUACUCGCAACACCACUAUGGGACGAAGCCUCCCUCUCCGCAACUCAAUGCCCCAGUCACCCCUGACACGUCGGCCACACAACCCUAUGCACUGAACAGCACGCAGUCAACCCCCUACCAAACACGUGACCCAAAUCGUACAGACGAACCCUUCAGGCCUCCCAAGCGAAGAUGCACAAGCAACAAUGCCUGCACCCAGAGCUCCACGCAUCAAACAGAUGAAAAGACAGGCAAUGCUAGCCAGAGUUUGAACCCCCAGCAAGCACGACCAUCCUCAUCUGAAUAUUCGUCACAGCAAACCCACUCCUCUCCCAUUGCCCUCAAUCAGUACCGCUCCACGUACCCAACAAAUCCUUCCUCAAUAACCACAGGCACGACCUCUCCAACCCUACACUCUAAAACUAGCCCGGUUAGUGGCCCGGGAAAGGACAAAUCCUACCACCGUCCUACAAAUAAUGAUCCGAUCGGCACAACUACUAAGGACACUCAUAGCAGUCUCGGUGACUACAACCACAAUAACGGCAUGAAAGUGAUAUCCCGAAUAAGCGGCGGUGGAGACGAUUGGAAGUUCUCAUACAUCAAUAACGACGAUGGUAAUGCCAAUGAGGCGGCGAACAAUAAUAAUAAACAUAACAUGAAUGGUCGCAAUGGACAUAGCAAUGGGCUGGAGAUGCUGAUGGGAGCUUGUUCGCAGCAGCAGGCAAAUAAUGUGCCGUGA
Messenger RNA from Paracoccidioides lutzii Pb01, 2136 nucleotides. RefSeq lists its product as hypothetical. Bases 1 to 2136 code for a protein of 711 amino acids. The record is from RefSeq and is a predicted model, not a curated record. The transcript has 2 exons.